Struthio camelus australis is the source of this 2393-nucleotide messenger RNA. Lineage: Eukaryota; Metazoa; Chordata; Aves; Struthioniformes; Struthionidae. The record is from RefSeq and is a predicted model, not a curated record.
AGCUUCUCCCGGGUUCUCGAGUAGCAGAUGACUAACGCCUUGGCUCUUUGCGUGAACAUUUAUAUAGAGAGAGAAAAAACAACAGAAAGCCAGCAUGUGUCCCACCCACAGAACCCGAUCAGAAGUAGCGUUUAGCGUGCUCUGGCUUUCAUCGCGCUCUGCAAACAUUCACCAACUCUCUGGCGCAGGUUGUCAACGGCUCGGGCUGGCUUUUUGGAGACCUCGGCUCGGUUUUGAGACGAGACCGAUAUUUUUUGUCACAGCAGCAUCUUAGGCGGGGAGGAGGGCCAUCGGGUCUCGUGCUUUUGAGACGUCAGCUGAUGGCUGCAGGGGCCUGGAGAGGGAUCCAGCCCUCCCUUUCUCGUCCUUGCUUCUGCCAAUUGAAAUCCUGGCACGGCAAGCCCGAGGACGCCUCUCCUUUCCCUGGGACUCACGUGACGCGCGGCCUGACGCGACCCUCUCGCUUCUUCUCUCGGUCAGAUAUUUCUCUGGGAUCCAGCCACGGGAAAUCCGAUGGGCCGGGCGCUCAGCGGCCACUCCAAAUGGAUCACGUGGCUGUGCUGGGAACCGCUCCACGUAAACCCCGAGUGCCGCUACCUGGCGAGCGCCUCCAAGGACGGCAGCGUCCGCAUCUGGGACACGCUGAUGGGCAGAUGUGACAAAAUCCUCACAGGCCACACGCAGUCGGUGACGUGCGUGAAGUGGGGGGGAGAUGGCCUGCUCUACUCCUCCUCCCAGGACAGGACCAUCAAAGUCUGGAGGAGCCAGGACGGCGUCCUCUGCCGCACGUUGCAGGGCCACGCUCACUGGGUGAACACCAUGGCUCUUAGCACCGACUACGUUCUCCGCACUGGGGCCUUCGAACCCGCCGAAGCCUCCAUCAACCCACAGGACGUGAGCGGCUCCUUGGCAGAGUUGAAGGACAAGGCACAGCAGAGGUAUGACCAAGUCAGGGGCCAGGGGCCAGAAAGGCUCGUCUCGGGGUCAGAUGAUUUCACAUUGUUUCUUUGGAGGCCAGCAGAAGACAAGAAGCCGCUGGAGAGAAUGACAGGCCACCAGGCAUUGAUCAACCAAGUCCUCUUCUCGCCAGACACUCGGAUAAUAGCUAGUGCUUCCUUUGACAAGUCCAUAAAGCUCUGGGAUGGUAGGACAGGAAAGUACCUCACGUCGCUGAGAGGGCACGUCUCAGCGGUGUAUCAGAUCGCCUGGUCAGCAGACAGCCGCUUGCUGGUGAGUGGGAGCAGUGACAGCACGCUGAAGGUCUGGGAUGCUAAGACAAAGAAAUUGGCCAUCGAUCUCCCUGGCCACGCAGAUGAGGUGUUUGCAACAGACUGGAGCCCGGACGGACAGAGGGUAGCGAGUGGAGGGAAAGAUAAGUGUUUGCGGAUAUGGCGAAGGUAGGAGCAGUGACCAGAAGCCGCCGGUCCUCCGCUGGCCCAGCCUUCGGCUCCACCGGUCUGGGGAGAUCGGGAGGCGAUGGACGAUGGGCUGUGCUGAGCACGUCUCCUUGUACCCGUCGGCUGCUCUCCCGCAUGGAUUCUUUCCUUAUAUUUAUUUAAGGGAAUUUUAAUUCCAGUUCUUACCAAGAGCUGUGCUUUGCAGGAUGAUUUCCUCUGAACAUUACAGCUGGGAUAUCUCAUCUGCCUCCAUCUCAAGCUGCUUUUUAUUGAAAUUUCAGCCUUGCAGUCGCCUGCCCCCUUUUCAGGGAAAAGCAGAGGGUGGGGGCAGCUCGUGCUCUUUGCCUUAUGAAGAAUCCUGCAAGGGAGGAAGGCUUUUGUGGGAGCAGAAAGGGAUGUCCUUGUGUGACCUUCAGAGGGGGCAAGAGGAAGGGGAAAACGCAGAACAUCAUUGCAUCGCACGCUUGUGCUCGGCUGCGUGCCUGCGGCAAAGAUCUGCCGAGAAAAAGGUCUGGGGGCUUCUCAUUCCUCCAGUAAGGUUUUGCUUUCACACUCAUCCUGUUCCUUACAGGCUGUGCUGAGGGGUAUUUCGCUCAGUUCGUGGUCCUCCAUGUCCACGGGGAUGAAAGUGCCCUGCUUUGCUCAUGCAUUCAGGGCUAGGUGCAACAGGCAUGGACUUUGUACUGCCAAGCUGCACUGAGUUUUCGGGUCUCGGUGGUUCUUGGGACUGGAGAAAUGAGAGUGUCAGGGACGCUCACAGGGACGCUCCAUUUCCCCUCAGGGGAAGGAAGGAAGGAAGGAAGGGAUGGGAAGAGGGAAGGAUGGAGCAGGUAUUUUGAGCAUUGUGUCCCCCCGGCCUGGAUUUAUGUCCCAUCACAGCAAACGGCAAAACUUCCAUUGAACAGACUUGGCUGCUUCUGGAUUUCUCAAGCGCGUUUACUUGCCCAGUGGGUGAGAGGGAUCCGUGCUGUUCAUUAAAACACUGCUUUUAAUAUU